CCCAUCUUUAACACAAUAGCACCAGACAGACUCCGUCCCAUAGAGAGAUACCGCCGCUCAUGCAUGACGUGAAGCCUUGGCAAAUGAAGACAAGAGACUGGGAGAAAAUAAAAGAUGAUUGAAACAAUGGAUACCCAGCAUUGUCUGCAGGCGGUGGAGAGGUUACAGUCUCGUCUGAAGGAAAAGGGAGCCGAUAUUCCUGCUGAGGAGAAGCUAAAUCUUCUGAAAACGGUCCUGCAGAGUCCUCUCUUCCACCAGAUUCUCGCCCUGCAGAAAUCAGUGCAACAUCUGAAGGAGCAUACUCCAUAUAUUGACUCCGAUCUGAAGGGCGGCCAUGACGGGUUCUCCUCGCUGCUCAAUGGGCAGCCUUCAUCUGAAGAGUUUGAACAUAUCAUCCGUUCCAUGGCUCAGGGUCGAUACGUGACUCAAAUUAACCUGCCAAAGCCGGUAUCUGGUGGUUUGGGCUUCAGUGUUGUUGGAUUGUGCAGCGAGAACCGUGGAGAAAUCGGCAUCUUCAUUCAGGAGAUUCAGGCCGGGAGUGUGGCAGACAGUGAUGGUAAACUGAAGGAGGGAGAUCAGAUCUUGGCAAUUAAUGGUCAGCCGCUGGAUCAGAGGGUCAGUCACCAGCAGGCCAUUGCACUACUGCAGCAAACAUCGGACCACAUGGAAAUCACUGUCGCCCGUGGGCCCGUACCACAACUCUCCAGCCCAGUGGUGUCCAGAACGCCCAGCGCUGCAAGCACCCUUUCAGCACACUCCAGUGCGACCCACUGGACUCACGUAGAGACGAUCGAACUGGUGAACGAUGGAACUGGUUUGGGCUUCGGGAUUGUUGGCGGUAAAACCACCGGCGUCGUUGUCAAAACCAUCUUACCUGGAGGCAUUGCUGACCAAGAUGGUCGUUUACGUAGCGGAGAUCACAUCCUGCGUAUUGGUGAUACGAAUCUUUUCGGUCUGAGCAGUGAGCAGGUUGCUCAGGUCUUGAAACAAUGUGGCAACAGAGUCCGACUGCUCAUCAGCCGUGCGACGGUGGACGAUGCUCUACCCAUUCAUAUCUCCCUGCCAACUGUCACUGAGCAACAGGGUUUUGAGGAAGAAGAACAGGAUGCUUUUGAUGUGAGUCUGACGAAGAACGCUCAGGGGCUGGGCAUCACCAUCGCUGGAUAUGUCGGGGACAAAACCUCAGAGCCCUCCGGGAUAUUCGUGAAGAGCAUUUCGAGGGACAGUGCCGUGGAGCAGGAUGGGCGAAUUCAUGUCGGGGAUCAGAUCAUAGCUGUAGAUGGUAUGAAUAUCCAGGACUUUACUAACCAGCAGGCUGUUGAGGUUCUUAGACACACAGGUCAGACUGUACACUUGAAACUGGUCCGACGCGGCUUUAAACCAGAGGACGCGUUCCCACCAAUCAUACCCGUAACCAUGGAGACCAGACCUGCCUCUGGUGCAUCCAGAAACUCAACAAUGGAGCACAUGAACGACAUACACGAUGAGAGGUUAUAUCUCAGUCCAGCUGAAUCCUCCAAACCCCCGUCUGUCACGGUUCCACCCAUCAGAACUCCAGAAAGGCGAGACGGAAUGAAGCUGAGCUGUGAUGAGGAACUCAAACUCUUGCAGAAGUGGCAGAAGGACGUUGGCAUGUGCAGCGAGGUCAUUGUGGUUCAGGUGGAGAAGUUCAGUGAGAACAGCGGUUUAGGGAUCAGUCUAGAUGUUUGUUCCAGCCGUCACUUCCUGUGCUCUGUGCUUCCAGAGGGUCCCGUCGGACGUUCUGGAAAAAUCUGCAAUGGAGACGAACUGCUGGAGGUGAACGGCAUUCCCCUCAGAGGAGAGACUCAUAAAGAGGUUGUCGGCAUUCUGAAGGAACUGCCUGUCUACGUGACCAUGGUCUGCUGUAGACCUGCCCAUCUUAUGACUGACAGCCAAACUGACCAACUACGAGCGGUGGAUGUGGCCGUUGAAUCCACAAUUCAGGUGUUUGGUGAGCUUGAGGACUUCGUGGUUGCUGGGGAAUCAGAGGACGACAUGAGAGAUCAUGUGACUGAGGAGUCUGCCGGAAUGCUGCUAGCGAUGUGGGAAACAGAGAUUCAGGAUAUUGAACUGGAAAAAGGGGAGAGUGGGCUGGGCUUCAGCAUUCUCGAUUACCAGGACCCCACGGACCCAGCUAAGACAGUAAUUGUGAUUAGGUCUUUGGUUCCCGAUGGCAUUGCAGAGCGAGAUGGACGCUUGUUGCCUGGAGACCGCCUCAUGUAUGUCAACAACAUGAACCUGGAGAGUGCCAGUUUGGAAGAGGCAGUGCAGGCGCUGAAAGGAGCAAACAUGGGCGCUGUCCACAUCGGGGUGGCCAAACCAUUGCCGGCUGAGGGUGAGGACGUCUCUUCCUCCUUUAUCUUCUCUGCUCUGAUGCGGACGGAAUGUUGUGGUGAUGACGAGGAAGAGGAAAUUUUGUUCCGUGCUGAGCCUGCAGUGAUCAACUCCAGCGAUUUAGAUCUGUCUGAUGAAAAGGCGUUCGAGUGUCAGUUUGUCGAAGAAGAGGAUGAGGCGUUGCAGGCGUCGAUGAUCGCUCAGCAUGGCAGCAUUUGCAGCACUGAUCAUCAGAUGGUCAGACAGUCCUCCACACCCAAGAGGAGUGUUCUCCAGGAAUCUUUCUUGGAUUAUCCCUUCAUGGGCACGUCCGGAAUUGUGGAUGACACGGAACCCUUCACUCCUGAGCAGAGGGCGGUGCCUUGGAUGCCUGAGGGAGGGGCUUUUAGGAUGGGACUCACCCACUCUGACUUGUUCUGUGAACUGGGCCUAGAAGAGGUGGAGCCACUGGCAUCAGAGGUGGAGUUAUCUAGAGCUAGCCCCACCCCCAUGCAUAAAGCGGAGGGGCUUGAACAGUCAUUUUACCCCAAGGUGGACCCAAUGGUGGGCACUCUUGGAGAAGGCCUGGUCAAGAGUGGUAACCAUGGAGAUCAAGACUUCCAGAAGGAAGGGGAUUUCCUUCCAGCUAUAACUGCAGAUGAGUCCCAGCAGGUAAACUCCUCCGCGGGGAGCAGUUUCGAGAGGACCAUCACUGUCGUCAAGGGCAACUCCAGUUUGGGUAUGACUGUGUGCGCAGUGAAGGAUGGUGUGGGUAUGCUGAUCCGUAGCAUCAUUCACGGCGGCUCCAUCAGCAGAGACGGGCGUCUUGGGGUUGGUGACCUUAUUCUGGCCAUUAAUGGAGAACCAACGGGAAAUCUGACCAACGCCCAGGCACGAGCAAUGCUCCGCAGGCACUCUCUGACUGGACCUGAUAUGGGAUCCACAGCUGCUGCUGGGGAAGAGCAAAACCCCUUCUCUGUAAUCAAGUAUGUACCUGCAGAAUAUUUAGAGGAAUACAGGGCAAGCCAACAGAUCAAGGGUGACAUGCUCUCCGAAGGCGAAAUCAACACUCAACAUCGGACAAUCUCAGAGCUCCCAGAGAGAGAAGAUGGAGAAGGAGAGGAAAGUGAACUACAGACAGCAGCUUCCAGCAACUGGAACCUUCCGCGGAGAGUGGAGCUGUACAGGGAAGUUGGGAAAACUCUGGGCAUCAGUAUUGUCGGUGGGCGGGGCAUGGGCAGUCGCCUUAGCAAUGGAGAAGUGAUGCGGGGCAUCUUUAUUAAACACAUCUUGGAGGACAGUCCUGCAGGACGCAAUGGCACGCUAAAGACUGGAGACAGGAUUGUAGAGGUGGGUGGAGUGGAUCUACGUGAUGCCAGUCAUGAACAGGCAGUGGAAGCCAUCCGUAAUGCUGGAAACCCUGUUGUGUUCCUGGUCCAGAGCAUCAUUCACAGAGACAAAAAGCUGCUUGUUCCCUUCCUGCAGCUGAACUGUUCAAAGCCCCAACUUCGUCCUUAUCCCGAAUCCUGCUUUACACACAAACCGUUGCAGCAGACAUCUGCGGCGGAUGCAGUGGAGGAGAGUUCAGCAUCCAGCUCAACGAGCAACGAGAAGGACAUUGACACUCACAGUAGACUUUUCCUUCGUCUGUGCCCAACUAAUCCUUUCACUCCUACACCGUUUAAGCUUAAUCGAGAAGCAGGAAAACUCUCCCCAACAACACCCAUCCUGUUGUUGCCGGUUGUCUCACAUGUUGGGGAAACAGAUACGGACACUCUGCCAGAGACUGACCAUAACAAUCAUAACAAUGGCCCUGAUGAGGAAGAGAUGGAUGAAUACGGAUACAGUUGGAAGAAGGUUACAGAGAGGUAUGGUCGUUUACCGGGUCAGCUGCACAUGAUCGAGCUGGAGAAGGGUCGCACAGGCUUGGGUUUGAGUCUGGCAGGAAACCGGGACCGUUCGCGCAUGAGUGUCUUUAUUGUGGGCAUCGAUCCCAGUGGUGCUGCCGGCCGAGACGGACGCAUCGCUGUGGGAGACGAACUGCUAGAGAUAAACGGUCAGGUUCUCUACGGCCGCAGUCAUCAGAACGCCUCUGCCAUCAUUAAAAGUGUCCCAUCAAAGGUCAAGAUCAUCUUCAUCCGGAACAGAGAUUCUUUGAGUCAGAUGGCUGUUGGACCGAUGAAGGAGUUUGGAGACUCCCUGGAUACAUACACAGAGACAGAGACGUCCAGCUCAACACUAGACAACAUACAACACAUAACUCUACCUGUGGAGGAUGGAGAGGUGGGUGUAGUCCUGAAGGAGGACGACAGCAGGAACGGAUUGCUCAUUCAGAGUGUAGACGAGAACAGACCAGCUGGAAGGGAUUGUGUGAUUAAGGUUGGAAACAGACUGCUGGCAAUAGAUGAUGAAAUGGUGCUCGGACUCUCUGUGGAAAAGGUGAUGUCUCUACUGAAGAAAGCCCAGAACUCUGUGAAACUCACCAUUUGCACUGACCCUGCCUUCCUGUCCUCAUCAUCCAAUAAUAUUUGCCCUGGAUCAGACCAGGGAAUCACCCUUCAAACCAGCCUCCCUCUCGUCUCUCUGAUGUCAUCUGAGAUGGAGCCAAUCAGGAGUUCAAGCAGAUCUUCCACACCAGCAACAUUAGCUUCUGAUCCAGUGACCUGUCCCAUCAUCCCCGGCUGUGAGACCACCAUAGAGAUCUGCAAGGGCAGAACAGGACUGGGGCUCAGCAUCGUGGGCGGAUGUGACACAUUACUGGGUGGCAUAAUCAUUCACGAGGUGUAUGAGGAGGGAGCCGCUUCCAAAGAUGGCCGACUGUGGGCAGGAGAUCAGAUUCUGGAGGUAAACGGUAUAGACCUGCGUGUGGCGACCCAUGAUGAGGCCAUCAAUGUUUUGCGACAGACUCCACAGCACGUUCGACUGGCAGUAUUCAGAGAUGAGGCUCAGUACAAGGAAGAGGAUAUGUGGGACGCUCUGACCAUCGAGCUUCAGAAGGAACCAGGCCGCACUCUCGGACUUAGCAUCGUCGGGAGAAGGAAUGAUACGGGAGUUUUUGUGUCAGACAUCGUUAAGGGCGGAGUCGUAGAGAGUGACGGACGGCUCAUGCAGGGAGAUCAGAUCCUUUCUGUCAAUGGGGAGGACGUUCGCUCUUCCACGCAAGAGUACGUGGCGGCACUGCUCAAGAGUCACGCUGGUCCAAUCAUAAUGGAGGUGGGUCGCUUUAAGGCAGGGCCGUUCCACUCUGAGCGACGUCUGUCUCAGACCAGUCAGAUAAGCGAGACAUGCAGCGGAAAAGUCACUCCAUGUCCCAGCACUGCUGCUCUGCAGGGCGACACUGAAUUGCUGGAUCAAGAUGCCAGGACAAUUGAAUUCAUGAAGGGCCCGUCAGACUCUCUGGGGAUCAGUAUAGCUGGAGGGGUUGGCAGUCCGCUUGGGGAUGUGCCCAUCUUCAUUGCCAUGAUGAACCCCAGUGGUCUCGCAUCACAGACGCAGAGACUCCGGAUUGGAGACAGAAUUGUGUCUAUCUGUGGAAACUCUACAGAGGGAAUGACUCACCAUCAAGCUGUUUCACUGCUGAAGAACACAGGCACCAUUCAACUCCAGGUAGUUGCUGGUGAUUCAACAGUAACUGGCCCUUCAUCAGAACAGACAGCAGGACUCACAACCAGCUGCAUUUUCCACGACGACCUGGGUCCUCCGCAGUGUAAGAACUUAAGUUUAGCGAGAGGACCUGACGGACUGGGCUUCAGUAUCGUGGGUGGAUUUGGAAGCCCUCAUGGUGAUCUGCCCAUCUAUGUCAAAACCGUCUUCAGUAAGGGGGCGGCGUCAGAGGACGGUCGCCUGAAGCGUGGAGAUCAAAUCGUUGCUGUUAACGGUCAGAGUUUGGAGGGAGUCACUCACGAAGAAGCCGUCGGUAUUCUGAAGAAAACCAAAGGAACUGUGACACUCACUGUGCUGUCAUAAACACACAAACAUUUUCAUCAAUGACUCGCCUCUUCUGUGAAACACAAAAUAUUAGAAGAAUGGCACACAGAUAGCAUAUACUAGGCGGUGUCAAGCUCCAAAUAGGGCAAAAAAACAAAACCUUAAAACAGUGAUUAUGACUUAUGUGGUAUGGACCAUAUUUUAAGAGCACUAGCGUUAAGCGCAGCACUAUGCUUUAAGUCACAAGUGCAAAGUCAGUGGGCAUGGCCAUGAAGUUUUGGUAUUUUCGUGCAAGCAUGCGCUAGUCUGCACCCAUGGCCACUCGGGCUUUGAACUGGCAGGAAAAUUGCGCUUAAAAUUAGCGUGGUCACAAAUUUUGGAUAAGACAUAGUGCACUGUCAUUGCACAUAGUGCUGCGCUUUGCCCAAUAUUCCAAGUCUUCUGAAGAUGCACAAUAGCUUUGUGACACUAGAUAUCAUAGAGCUUCAGAAGACUUCAGAAGUCAAUGUUAUUGGUAUCAAUAUUUAACACAUAUUGAGGAUGAGUAAAGACAUGUGAACUUAGAAUCUUGUAUUAGCACCUAUCAUGGGUAUGGAGUCUUUUUAAACACUGGAUUAAACACACGGAGUCUCUGAAAUGCCUCUCACACAUGCUAUGAAACCUUUAAAUGAGAAUUAAAAAGUCCACAGAUUCUAGACAGAGAAAGGACCUCGACACACUUUGCUGUUUAUCAUUUUAUUCAUCAUUGUUUCAUAGAAAGAUUUGAAUAACUGUAAAAUAUAAAAUGAAAACCUGAUACAAUUCUAAGCAAUAAAGUCCUAAACUGCAAUAAAAUACUUAUUUUUGAUGGCUUGCAAUAUGAUGAGGAUAAUCAUAAUCAUUUUUAAUCAUGAAGACUGAAUUUAUCCUGAUGUUUAACUUAAAAUAUUUGAGUAACUGUUUCUUAAAAUAAGCUUUUAUGAAGAAAGUUGUUUGAAGAGUUUAAUGUGUCCAUUAGUGGUGAAACUGAAGUGCUGAUAUUUGUGCAUUUUCUAUAAUUAAACAAUGUGUUCUCAUUAUUUUAUUGAGUUUUGCCUUUAUGAGAAUAAACACCUUUUUUUAUCCAAGUAGUCAUGUUGCUGGAACACACACACAGUUUGUCCAAUUUUAAGUUUUGUUUGUCAAUUCAGUUCUGAUACAUUAUUGGGAUUCACUCCAAAUAAAUGAAUUAAGAUACCUUGAGACUGUUGCUUUUCAUU
Messenger RNA from Xyrauchen texanus (razorback sucker), 7499 nucleotides. RefSeq names its product multiple PDZ domain protein-like. Gene Ontology annotation, molecular function: protein binding. NCBI's taxonomy places the organism in Eukaryota, Metazoa, Chordata, Actinopteri, Cypriniformes, Catostomidae. The record is from RefSeq and is a predicted model, not a curated record.